Molecule: messenger RNA, 2038 nt
Organism: Poeciliopsis prolifica (blackstripe livebearer)
Lineage: Eukaryota; Metazoa; Chordata; Actinopteri; Cyprinodontiformes; Poeciliidae
Product: gastrula zinc finger protein XlCGF57.1-like
Exons: 2
Coding region: 34-1575 (513 amino acids)
Biological process (GO): central nervous system development; regulation of transcription by RNA polymerase II
Cellular component (GO): nucleus
Molecular function (GO): RNA polymerase II cis-regulatory region sequence-specific DNA binding; DNA-binding transcription factor activity, RNA polymerase II-specific
Source: RefSeq, a predicted model, not a curated record
AGUUUUAGACAUAAACAGAAUUUAACUAAGCACAUGAGGAUUCACACUGGUGAAAAGCCGUUUUCAUGUGGGAACUGUGGAAAAAGUUUCGGUCGAAAAGAGUAUUUAACUCAGCACAUGAGGAUUCACUCUGGUGAAAAGCCGUUUUCAUGUGGGAACUGUGGAAAAAGUUUUAGACAUAAAUAUAGUUUAACUCUGCACAUGAGGAUUCACACUGGUGAAAAGCCGUUUUCAUGUGUGAACUGUGGAAAAAGUUUUAGUGAAAAAACGGCAUUAACUCAGCACAUGAGGAUUCAUUCUGGUGAAAAGCCGUUUUCAUGUGUGAACUGUGGAAAAAGUUUUAGUAAAAAACAGAAUUUAACUCAGCACAUGAGGAUUCACACUGGUGAAAAGCCGUUUUCAUGUGUGAACUGUGGAAAAAGUUUUAGUGAUAAAACGGCAUUAACUCAGCACAUGAGGAUUCACACUGGUGAAAAGCCGUUUUCAUGUGGGAACUGUGGAAAAAGUUUCGGUCGAAAAGAGUAUUUAACUCAGCACAUGAGGAUUCACAUUGGUGAAAAGCCGUUUUUAUGUGUGAACUGUGGAAAAAGUUUUAGUGAAAAACAGAAUUUAACUAAGCACAUGAGGAUUCACACUGGUGAAAAGCCGUUUUCAUGUGUGAACUGUGGAAAAAGUUUUAGACAUAAAUAUAGUUUAACUCUGCACAUGAGGAUUCACACUGGUGAAAAGCCGUUUUCAUGUGUGAACUGUGGAAGAAGUUUUAGUGAAAAACAGAAUUUAACUAAGCACAUGAGGAUUCACACUGGUGAAAAGCCGUUUUCAUGUGUGAACUGUGGAAAAAGUUUUAGUCAAAAACAGGAUUUAACUCAGCACAUGAUGAUUCACUCUGGUGAAAAGCCGUUUUCAUGUGUGAACUGUGGAAAAAGUUUUAGACAUGAACAGCAUUUAACUCAGCACAUGAGGAUUCACACUGGUGAAAAGCCGUUUUCAUGUGUGAACUGUGGAAAAAGUUUUAGUCAAAAACAGGAUUUAACUCGGCACAUGAUGAUUCACACUGGUGAAAAGCCAUUUUCAUGUGGGAACUGUGGAAAAAGUUUUAGACAUAAACUGGAUUUAACUCGGCACAUGAGGAUUCACACUGGUGAAAAGCCGUUUUCAUGUGUGAACUGUGGAAAAAGUUUUAGUCGUAAACAGCAUUUAACUAAGCACAUGAUGAUUCACACUGGUGAAAAGCCAUUUUCAUGUGUGAACUGUGGAAAAAGUUUUAGUGAAAAAUGGGCAUUAACUCAGCACAUGAUGAUUCACUCUGGUGAAAAGCCGUUUUCAUGUGUGAACUGUGGAAAAAGUUUUAGUGAAAAACAGAAUUUAACUAAGCACAUGAGGAUUCACACUGGUGAAAAGCCGUUUUCAUGUGUGAACUGUGGAAAAAGUUUUAGUCAAAAACAGGAUUUAACUCAGCACAUGAUUUUUCACUCUGGUGAAAAGCCGUUUUCAUGUGUGAACUGUGGAAAAAGUUUUAGUCAAAAACAGAAUUUAAGUCGGCACAUGAGGAUUCACACUGGUGAAAAGCUGUAGAAGUAUUUUCCGUACAUGUCCUAUGUUGAGGUUCACUAUAGAUUUGAUUUUGUUAAAAACUAGAAUGAAAGACUGGAGGGGUUUCAUGUCUAUAAAGCUGAAAAUUUUAGUAUUUAAAUGUGAUCAUAUGGACGUUGUGCAACCAUCCAACAAUAAUGAUAAACUGUAUGUUAUUGUACUUAUAUACUGUUUAUAUCAGACUGUAUGUUGUGUUUGUACAACGUGAAGAGCAAAAGCUCAGCUCAGAGCCCUGAGGAGAGCCAGUACUGAUGCUGAUAGAUGAAGAGACAUUGUGGUCCAUUGUGACUAAUUUCAUGCAUUAACAGAGUUUGACUGGACAUGGACUCCCUUCCAGAACAUUCUCACAAGAUUGGACUUGAGGGAUUGAUUUGUAUUAUUCUAUUAUGUAUAGAGAAAGUGUGAGGGAUGGAUGUUGUUUAUCUCAAUACACUUAUAAUCAAAA